Messenger RNA from Staurois parvus, 212 nucleotides. NCBI's taxonomy places the organism in Eukaryota, Metazoa, Chordata, Amphibia, Anura, Ranidae. The record is from the annotation of a GenBank genome assembly.
CCUGUCAGUGUCCAUCAGUGCCAGCAGUCAGUGCUCAUCAUCAGUGCCGCCAGUCAGUGCCGCCAGUCAGUGCCAUGUAUCAGUGCUGCCUUUCAGUGCCCAGUGUCACCUAUCAGUGUCCAUCAGUACAGCCUAUCAGUGCCCAUUACUGCAGCCUCAUUAGCGCACAUCAGUGAAGGAGAAAAAUCACUUAUUUACAAAAUUGUAUAACA